UAUAAAACACAUUUUGGUAUACAGAGAGGGAUGUUAGGUCAAAGUAACCUUCACCUCCGAUCCAAAGCUUUUCUUCAAAAUUCAGUGUUCCAAACUCUGCACCUUUCACCGCCCUUCUCAAAUUCAAAGUGCCUCCCCAAGCCAGCGCCAUCAUCACCAAUGAUUUGGGAGCUUGAUUGUGCAAGUUUGGGAGAUUAUUCAGAGAACGCUUAAUUUUACUCGGAGCUUUUCAAAUUCGGAGAAUUGUUUUGACAGUGUGUUCAUUGUGUUGGAUACUAGACACAUUGGUAUUUUUGGGGGUGAAAAUGAAAUUAUGAAAUCUAAGACAACCAAGUGUUUUUAAGAACUGGGGACUUGCAAGUUUGGAAAGGAAAUGCAAAGAGACUGAAUAGCCAACCUCACUUAGUGGAAUAAGGCUUCUGUUGUUGUUGUAAAGAGACUAGAUGGUGUUGGGAUAAAUCCUCAGCAGAGUGCAGUUAAGGUUUAUAUCUUAGAUCUUUGGUUUUGGAUCCACAACAAUAAUCACCGAUUUGGGGGAAAUUCAAUCAUGGACAGCAUAAUGAGCAAGCUCCGCAACCUCGAUGCGUACCCUAAAAUCAACGAAGAUUUCUAUAGUCGUACGCUCUCCGGUGGCGUCAUCACCCUCGCAUCCUCCAUCAUCAUGCUCUUGCUCUUCUUCUCUGAGCUUUGGAUGUAUCUCCAUGCGGUGACGGAGACCAAGCUUAUUGUGGACACUUCCAGAGGCGAAACACUGCGUAUCAAUUUUGAUGUGACGUUUCCUGCACUUCCAUGUUCCAUACUCAGUCUUGACGCCAUGGACAUUAGCGGAGAGCAGCAUCUAGAUGUCAAACAUGAUAUAAUCAAGAAGAGAUUAGACUCUCAUGGCAAUGUGAUAGAAACAAGGCAAGAAGGAAUUGGUGCUCCCAAGAUUGAAAAGCCAUUGCAAAGACAUGGAGGCAGGCUCGAGCACAAUGAGACUUAUUGUGGCUCUUGUUACGGUGCUGAAGCGUCAGAUGACGAAUGUUGUAAUUCUUGUGAGGAUGUUCGUGAAGCAUACCGAAAGAAAGGUUGGGCACUUUCAAAUCCAGAUUUAAUUGAUCAGUGCAAAAGAGAAGGAUUCUUACAAAGAAUCAAGGAUGAAGAAGGUGAAGGAUGCAAUGUGUAUGGUUUCUUGGAAGUAAAUAAGGUGGCAGGGAAUUUUCAUUUUGCACCUGGGAAAAGCUUUCAGCAAUCUGGCGUACAUGUACAUGACCUGUUGGCAUUUCAAAAGGAUUCUUUUAAUUUAAGUCACCACAUCAACAGAUUAGCAUUUGGAGAGUAUUUCCCUGGUGUUGUUAAUCCUCUUGAUAAUGUGCAUUGGACACAAGAAACACCAAGUGGGAUGUACCAGUACUUUAUUAAGGUUGUGCCUACGGUAUACACUGAUGUGAUUGGGCAUACUAUUCAAUCAAACCAGUUCUCUGUGACAGAACACUUCAGGACUGGAGAUGUAGGCCGCCUGCAGUCCCUCCCCGGAGUUUUCUUCUUCUAUGACCUUUCUCCAAUUAAGGUUACUUUUAUCGAAGAAAAUGUCUCAUUCUUACAUUUUCUUACUAAUGUGUGUGCCAUAGUUGGAGGUGUUUUCACUGUAUCUGGAAUACUAGAUUCAUUUGUCUAUCACGGUCAGAGGGCUAUCAAGAAGAAGAUGGAACUUGGUAAAUUUAACUAAUGGGUGUUUUUUUUUGAGUAAUUUCGAGGGAAUGGCUCUUGGGAGACAAUCUAUUCAAGAGGAGAUCAGGUACUGAUUGAAAUGUCCCUUGGGUUCUCGGUUCUUCGGUUCCAACAAAAGGAUUUUGCCCUUAGAUGUUGUCAUCAAUGAAGGUUGAAAUUCUAAGAUUAUAUCAUGUGCAAUCAAUGCCACUUUGUUGUGAUUCAUAUGUUUUGACAGAACUCUGAUGUUCUGAAUGUUGUGUUUCAUGGAAAGUAGAGGAGCUUUAAUGUAUAGCCGUGCAAUUGUUGAACUCCCAUGUAGAAGCAUCAAAAGGAAAUCUUUUAGAAAAAUAUAAAUCAACAAUGAUAAUCUAAAAUGAGAUGUAACUGUC
Cajanus cajan (pigeon pea) is the source of this 2081-nucleotide messenger RNA. NCBI's taxonomy places the organism in Eukaryota, Viridiplantae, Streptophyta, Magnoliopsida, Fabales, Fabaceae. The record is from RefSeq and is a predicted model, not a curated record.